Daldinia decipiens is the source of this 2498-nucleotide messenger RNA. Its product is annotated as DNA glycosylase. The record is from RefSeq and is a predicted model, not a curated record. Lineage: Eukaryota; Fungi; Ascomycota; Sordariomycetes; Xylariales; Hypoxylaceae. Gene Ontology annotation, molecular function: catalytic activity. Gene Ontology annotation, biological process: base-excision repair. Bases 344 to 2101 code for a protein of 585 amino acids. The transcript has a single exon.
CUAACACAAUUGUACCGCUAGAGGACACCCAAUAUUCCAGCGGACCUAAGAUAAGCCGCUCAACAUAUACCCCCGUCGCCGGUACCUCCUGCCGUAUGUUAUUAUCUGACUAUAGCUCCUUCACCAACAGUAUUCAACAUAGUCAUAGUCAACGUUAUAAAGUUGCAUCUCUUUACAACUGAUAGACGUUGAGAUCUAGCGUUACUACCAGCAUAUCCCUAUUUUUCGCCAUAUGUCAAUCGCCAACUCCGUAAUUUACUGUCCCGUAAAUCCCAACUAGCCGUAUUGUCCGAUAUAGCCAACGCUCCUAUUAGUACACAACCACACCUGGUAUCUAUACAGGAUGCCGAAACGUCGCAAGGGUCGUGCUGCGCCUGUUAAAGGCGGAUGGGAUGUCUUGCCACAUGGUAUGGGCGUUUCCCUAACAGCUGAAAGUCAAGAAGUAAAGUCUCGUAUUCCAACGCCACCUAUUACCCAGUCACCAUCUUCGGCAGAGUCCCAUUCAGUCGGCGAGCUAUUAUCUUUUGUAGAUUCAACAUCUGCGACCGCAGCCGCUACUCCGGAAAAGGCCGCAUCUGAAGUAACAGAAAAAACCCCCUUGGCAACACGCUCUACUCAGCUUUAUAUUGCUGAAGAUGACACCGCACCCCAGAGUACUAGACGUAAGAUUAUCAUCAAAAUAAAGGUCCCGAAACAGGUUGGUAUAGGAGAAGUCCUAGAGUCUAAUAGAGAUCUUCCCCCUGAGCCAAAGACAGGGGAGGAAAAGUGUGAGGCUGAGAAUAUUGAGACGGCCAUCAAACAAGAUACCGAUCGACAGUUACGGCCGAGGAAGCUAAAGUCAGAGCCCGAAGUGUCUAAAAUCGAAGCUGAUAGUCUUGAUUCUGCUGUGGUAGAACAGAUCCCUGGCGAGCAAAGUGAUAAGGGAGCACCGAAGAAACGAAAGCGAGGAUUGAAGCUCAGCCCAACAGCAGCCGAUGAAGGAUUAGAUCCCGGUACCCCCUUUCCUAAGCCAAAGAAGGUGAAAAGCCAGGUCACAAAAACAGGCGAGGGUCAUUUAAAAAGUAUAGCGAAGAAAACGAAGGACAACCAGUAUGGUCUGAUGCCACCAGGCGAGAGUCCCUUUCCCCAGUGGUUAGCACCAAGCGUCGAACAGUGUGAAGAAGUUCACAGUUUUCUCACAGAAAUGCAUGGUGAAGUCAAGCCACCCAAAGCUAUCUCUGCCCCCUCGCUUGAAGUAAUGGGGUGUGGUGAGGUCCCUUCUGUGCUGGAUGGGCUACUUAGAACCCUCCUAAGUGGCGCUACAAGAAUAGAGCAUAUAGACAUGACGUUGAUACCCUUGGCCGAGAAAUAUGGUGUAUCAAAGGAGGGGGUUGGAAAAGAAAGCAUUAACUGGAACAAUGUCAGGCUAGGAUCUUACAAGGAUUUGGUUGAUGCAAUUCACUCUGGAGGACUGGCAAAUAUCAAAGCCAAGCAUAUUAAGGCUAUCCUCGAUACAGUAUACCAGGAGAACACUGAACGACACAAAGCCUACCUUGAAACCAAAGUUGAGGCACUUGCGGGGAGGGAGACGAAUGAGCAGAAAGACACCAAGACACAGGCAACAGAUCAAUAUGAUCUCUCCCUUGAACACCUUCGUGGCUUAUCAAAGCACGAAAUCCUAAAAGAACUCACGAAAUACCCCGGGAUUGGUGUAAAGACUGCGGCAUGCGUCAUUCUUUUUUGCUUUCAAAUACCUUGUAUUGCUGUUGACACACAUGUCUACCGAUUUUCCAAGUGGCUUGGAUGGGUACCGAAAAAUGCCAAUGUGACCGACGUUUUCAGUCAUCUCGAAGUCCACUGUCCAGACCAUCUUAAGUAUGGCUUGCACCAGUUAUUCAUCCGACACGGCCAACGUUGCGGCAAGUGUAGUUCAAGCACUGCCGAAGGAACAGCAGAUUGGGAUAUGCUUCCUGAGUGCCCUUUAGAGAGCCUUCUUGAUCGCUACGACAAGAAGCAGUCAAAGGCUAAGUCGAAGCCGGCUAAGAAAAUUAAACAGAAGGACGAAGAACAAGAUGGAAGACAAGAUGAAGAGAAGAAGGACGAAUCUAUGGACGAGUCCUAAUUUAGCAAGAUGUGACGGAGAAAAUAUGGCGAAGCCUCUGAUUUUCCUACCUUAGGUGCACACUCUUACUAGUAGCACCAGCAUGACCUCUGUCCAAUGCACUAGGUUAGCUUAUACUUUCCCACUAAAUUGGGGUGCCCCAUAUGGACACUAGAGAGGCGGGUGCUCUCAUGGAACUAUGUAUGUAGCUAAUGGUUAUGCUACAGGGGGUGGUUAGGUGGUAUUGAUUUAAGGGACAAGUCUGUAACCUAGAUCUGUAGCAUGGGCAACAGUAUAGUAGAACUGAAGUAGCUAGACAGAAAAUGCGACGAGCUUCCAUAUUUAUCCCCUUAAAUCACUUUAGCCUAUGAUUCAUCUAAUUAGUGUAUUUUAUGCCAUAUUGGUGCAGGACUAUUUC